GCAGCCGUCAUGUUGUAUAUCCACGGAGGAGCGUUCAUAUCAGGCUCCGGGUCAAUGGAGACUUACAAUGGCGUAGCUCUGGCAGCCUACCAUGAUGUCAUCGUCGUCAACUUCAACUACAGACUGGGCGUGUUUGGUUUCCUCAGCACAGGGGACAACGAACUCCCUGGUAACUAUGGAAUGUGGGAUCAACUGGAAGCAUUGAAAUGGGUCAAGAACCACAUAGCUGAUUUUGGAGGGGACGACGAUAAGAUCACUAUCUUUGGAGAAAGUGCUGGGUCUGCGUCAGUUAGUCUCAUGACAUUAGCUAAGCAAUCUUGGGGUUUCUACAACAGGGCUAUCAUGCAGAGCGGGACAGCCUCCUCUCCCUGGAGUGUACUAGACCCAACAACAGCUCGGGACCACGCUUUCAAACUCGGUCGGCUUGCUCAGUGUGGGGAAUCUAUCAGCAGUUCCAGCCUUCUCAGUUGCCUGAAGCAGAAAUCAACAAGUGAUCUCGUGGUCGUUAUGAACGUUAUAUUACGUGACGCCGUGAAGGCAAAGACUAACAUCAUCCCGUUUGUGCCUACUAUCGACAGAGAAUUUCUCACCGAAAAUCCGGCAGAGCUGUACAAACGUGGAGAGUUCAAGAAGACCGAUGUUAUGAUCGGUACCAUGAGGGAUGAAGGUGCCAUGAUAGCAUUUGAAGCCUUCCUUCCCCGCUCCAUACUUGGAGAUCUUUUAAUCACCGAGAAGAUUUUUGAUGAGCGUCUUAGUGACUACAUCUACAUCAAGCACGACCAGGCGAUGGUGGACCUAAUCCGAGAACACUACGUGGACCCAGGUCAGUCCAAGUACUUCCGGCCGUUUUCGAGUCUGACUGGCGACGAGGCCUUCGUCUGCCCCACCGAUGCUGUCGCUAAAGCCUUUGCUUCGGCCAACUCCAAUACCUACUUGUACCAGAUGACCCAUGUUUCGUCGUUCCAUCUCUUGCCCCUGCCCUUUAAUGAUAUUGUUCCUCACGGUGAUGACCUCGCGUAUGUCUUUGGCAGCGCAUUCAUGCAAGGUUUAGAUCGACCAGUCUCAUUGACAGAGGAAGAGAUUGGUAUGUCGGCAGAUAUGAUGAGAUACUGGACCAACUUUGCCAAAACUGGCAAUCCUAACAUGGAAAGUAAGAGAGGUGUAGCAAGGGUCAGUUCCAAGACAUGGCAUAAGUUCAACGCACAGACCUUAUACUACAAAGACUUAUCGCCGUCAAUGGUGGAUAGACAGCGUCUCCGACAGGACGAGUGCUAUCUCUGGAACGUACAACUCCCACAGAUGGUCCCCAGUGAACGCAACGAAGAAGUGCCAUCCCAGCAAGAGAUCACGGAUGACUUACCGGAGCCGAACAACUUACCGAUACCGGGCAACCUCCUGACAAUUAUGCUCAUUGGUCGCAACUGAAAUGGUAGAGUGGCAUGGGCCGCAGGGCAAGUCAUGCCAGUACUGGCUUUUUUUUUUCAUCUGCUCAAAGAGUUGGGUCUGCUUGAUUAUUUUUCUUUCUAAUUACUCAAAUCCUAAAGAUGGUUUCGAAUUUUGCUUUGAUUUAUAUGCAUCAGAUUUCUUCAAGCAUUCCAACAUUUCUUUUUGUCUCUUAUUCUGAGUCCAAAUGUGCGAUUGGGAGUCCCACUAGAAUUCUACAAAAAACGUUCGAUUCCAGUGAAGUUUGUUGAUAAUUUAUAAUAACAAAUUUUAGAUAUGGUAAAACUGGAGCUUUCUCUGCGAGGAUUAAUUUUCAUGUCCUGUGCAAAGCGGUCUCUUUCUUUUGCCCAAGAGUUUUAGCCCUAAAAGACUUCAAGCUCCAAGGAUACUAGUGACAGCCUAUACGUUUAGUACCUGAACCGCAAACAUUGCUUAACUGGGCGUACUUUCUCAAUCCGGGCCUUCUCAGUAUAUCGUAUGGGUCGUUUUAAAAUGUUAUAGUUGCAGUAUACUACAGUUUGGCUAUUACUUUGAGAACUGCCCACUAAAAGUUAAAACCUCAUCAACUUUUUUUUCUGUUAGGAAACGAAUGUUUAAAGGUAUUUCCGGCAAUUGGGUCAUUCUUCUCCACCACUCAGCUCGGAUAUGAUACAAUAUUGGAUGCCCCCCCCCCAAAAAAAACAAUUGAUGCAGGGUUGAAACACGGUAACAAAUCUGCUUGAUUAAUAAAUAUGAAGAAUGUUAAAUCUCAUUACUUUUUAAAGCCAAAGUCUGAAGCACAUUAAGUUCACAUUAGAGUCAUUUAGAUGACAAAUUCCUAUUGUAUUUUGGCUCUCGUAUUAUGUUUUAAUCUUCAAAUAAAGCAUGAUUUUCGUAAUUUAAUUGAGACAAACGUGAAAAAUAAAAA
Molecule: messenger RNA, 2350 nt
Organism: Acanthaster planci (crown-of-thorns starfish)
Lineage: Eukaryota; Metazoa; Echinodermata; Asteroidea; Valvatida; Acanthasteridae
Product: acetylcholinesterase-like
Biological process (GO): acetylcholine catabolic process; choline metabolic process
Cellular component (GO): plasma membrane
Molecular function (GO): acetylcholinesterase activity
Source: RefSeq, a predicted model, not a curated record